Messenger RNA from Ordospora colligata OC4, 1188 nucleotides. RefSeq lists its product as uncharacterized. The record is from RefSeq and is a predicted model, not a curated record. The transcript has a single exon. NCBI's taxonomy places the organism in Eukaryota, Fungi, Microsporidia, Ordosporidae. Bases 1 to 1188 code for a protein of 395 amino acids.
AUGAGUGGUGAAGGAGCAAGAAAACCAACAACGAUGUAUGGAAUGCUUCGAAUGGCGUUUAUUGGGAUUGCAGUUGGAGUUGGGAUAUACUACGUACUUCUGUUUUUGUUUGGAGUGGCGUUUUUGGAUCCAGAGUACUACGGAAGCUAUAUGUAUGCAUGGAGAGUGAACUAUGCAGAAAAGCCAAUGACUCAUGGGAGAUACAAGUUGAUUAACGAGCUUGACUACCCAAGCACUGAGGAGAGACAGAAGUUCUAUGAACUUGCACAAGGAAGAGUGGAAACGAUUGAUGGAGUGAGCAAGGAGGUUGGAGAUGCGUAUUUGAUACGAUUCAAUAGGCCUGAGCAUUAUCCACGAGGGUUUGAUCACCAGUCGAGUCUGAAUUUCAAUGAGUAUGGGUCUUUUUUGAAGCUUAGAGAGAAGUUUAUAUGUGAGAGUGAGAAUCUGAAGGUUGAUGAGAGCUUGACGAAUGAGCAGCUGAAGGAUAUGAUGAAGAGUAAGAAGACAGUUGGAGGAGAGAUGUUUUUUUCUGGAUACAAGGGAAAGAGCAUUGACUACAUGAUGAACACAUUACCUGAGAGUAAGACAGAUCCUUGGUAUGAGGUUGGAUGUGCACUGAUCAAUGCGGUGUCUGGGAUUCUAUCAUUAGAUGCAGAUAAGAGAGUGAAGUACAUGUUUGAUGGAGCUAAGGUUGGAGAGGGACUGAGAGCAGAUAUCAAAGCAGGACUUAGUGCGUUGAAAGAGCCAAGAAGUAAAGAGACCGGAGAAAUUCUGAGUGAUGAACAGAUUUACAAGGUGAUUGAUGAGUUUUUUGUGCAUAAUGGACGAGUUUGUGCAUCACCUUAUGAGACUUAUGCAUACUCGAGGAUGUAUUACAUGUUUAAUUUUCUGACAGCAGGGCUUGAGUUUUCUGUGCCUAAUUUCAAGGGAUCUGAUAAGGAAAGCAACGAGUUCCGAGAAGCAAGGAUGGAGUAUGUGGCGAACAUAUUUGCAAGGAUAAUGUCGAGUGUUUAUCCAAAUGGACACAAUAAGGAUGUGAGUGAGAUUGGAUUUAUUGAGAAGCUGAGGAAUAAGUUCAGUCCGAUGAUGAAUGUUGAUGCAAAGAAGGAAGUUGCUGAGGAUGACCUAGAGCUAGUGAGGACAAGCUUUGAGGAGGCAGCAAAGAAACAUGUGUUGACAGUGCAAUAA